UAUGCCAUAUAAACAUAACCUCAAUUUAUCAUCAACAGAGCGUUUUGUUUUUGAUAUAAUGUUAUUAUAUUAAUCUUAGUUAAAAUCUUAAUACUAUGGCUAAUCGAACGGUCAAAGAUGCCAAAUCUAUCCAUGGAACUAAUCCUCAGUAUUUAGUAGAAAAAAUUAUUCGUUCCCGUAUAUACGAUUCUAAGUACUGGAAAGAGGAAUGCUUCGCUUUAACAGCUGAACUUUUAGUGGAUAAAGCAAUGGAGUUACGUUUCAUUGGGGGCGUCUUUGGCGGUAAUAUUAAGCCGACACCUUUUUUGUGUCUUACUUUGAAAAUGUUGCAAAUUCAACCUGAAAAAGAUAUUGUUGUUGAAUUUAUCAAGAAUGAAGAAUUCAAGUAUGUGAGAGCUCUUGGGGCAUUCUACAUGAGAUUAACUGGUACUUCAUUAGACUGCUAUAAAUAUUUAGAACCAUUGUAUAACGAUAAUAGGAAAUUAAGAAGACAGAAUAGAAGUGCUGAAUUUGAGUUAGUUCAUAUGGAUGAGUUCAUUGAUGAAUUGUUACGAGAUGAACGGGUUUGUGAUGUCAUAUUACCCAGAAUUCAGAAAAGACAUAUCCUGGAGGAAAACAAUGAAAUUGAAGCAAAGAUUUCGGCUUUAGAAGAUGAUUUAGAUGAAGAUAUGGAAUUAGAAGAUGAUACAACUAAAUAUCAAUUGGAGGAAUAUGUACCAGAAAAAAAAGAAAAGGAGAGAAAAAGAAAGCGCAGUAAAUCAAGAGAAAGAGGAAGAAGAAGCAGGAGUCACAGUAGAGAAAGGCAUAAGAGAGAUAAGGAUAGAAAAGAUAAAAAGGAUCGAGACAGAGAAAGGGACAGGAGGGAUAGAGACCGAGACAGAAAAGAUAAGGAUAGAAAAGAUAAAAAGAGAGAUGAAGAUAAGUAUAGGGAAAGAGAUAGGCAUUGAUUGGCAUUUUCCUCUACUCGUCUAAUGAACUUGGCAUAAUUUUAUGAUUUGUAAAUAUUCAUUUUCUCAUUGAAAUCUACCAAAAAUAAAAAGAUAAUAAAAAAAUAAUAUGGA
Molecule: messenger RNA, 1061 nt
Organism: Coccinella septempunctata (seven-spotted ladybird)
Lineage: Eukaryota; Metazoa; Arthropoda; Insecta; Coleoptera; Coccinellidae
Gene: Prp38
Product: pre-mRNA-splicing factor 38
Exons: 2
Coding region: 96-947 (283 amino acids)
Cellular component (GO): precatalytic spliceosome
Source: RefSeq, a predicted model, not a curated record